AUGCAACGGGCCAUGCAAGUGCUUAAACAGCCAAUAGAGCAGACAACACACGAACAGCUAGAUGAGAUUCAGACAUAUGUAGAGAAUGAAGAGAAGAUAUAUGCAUUGGCAUCAGAGGUAGAACAGCUGCUCUCCAUGUACAUUGAAAAGAGAGAUUUCUUCUUCGGGCACGUAAGCAGAGAUAUAUAG
Nematocida parisii ERTm1 is the source of this 189-nucleotide messenger RNA. RefSeq lists its product as uncharacterized. The transcript has a single exon. The record is from RefSeq and is a predicted model, not a curated record. Bases 1 to 189 code for a protein of 62 amino acids. NCBI's taxonomy places the organism in Eukaryota, Fungi, Microsporidia.